AUGACACAAGACAAUGGACUUGAUUUAGCUCAGGCGUAUAAGCAAAUAAAUGAAGCAGAGGUUCAAGCUGACAGUUUAGAGAAAAUGUUGGACCAACUUGAUGCCAAGAUGGAUUCAAUAUUGAAAGAAGCGGAGGGUAUAAAUAAAAUCAACGAAACUAACGAGACCUAUGAAAAUAAUGAAAUUAACUCGGGAGCGUCAGAUUAA
Debaryomyces hansenii CBS767 is the source of this 207-nucleotide messenger RNA. RefSeq names its product DEHA2B13310p. The transcript has a single exon. The coding region runs from base 1 to 207 and encodes 68 amino acids. The record is from RefSeq and is a predicted model, not a curated record. NCBI's taxonomy places the organism in Eukaryota, Fungi, Ascomycota, Pichiomycetes, Serinales, Debaryomycetaceae.